This is a messenger RNA of Aptenodytes forsteri (emperor penguin), 735 nucleotides long. RefSeq names its product sperm tail PG-rich repeat containing 1 (gene STPG1). The record is from RefSeq and is a predicted model, not a curated record. NCBI's taxonomy places the organism in Eukaryota, Metazoa, Chordata, Aves, Sphenisciformes, Spheniscidae.
AUGGAUGUUCUGAGGGAGCACAAGGUACCACAAGCAGAAAAGCACCGCUCGGUACCAUGUGUCAAGAUUUCCUCCAGUCCUUAUAAACACUACAGGAAAGUAAUCUCAAACUCAGAAAAAAAGGGAUUUAAUUCUCAAUCAAAGAGAUUUCAGUAUAACCAAAAUGAAAACCUAGGCCCAGGAUUCUAUAGUGUAACUCAUCAGUCUGCAGAGAUCAACAGCACCUCAUUGUCAAAGAAAGGAACUCGAUACUUCUCUUCACUGGUUCCAUGCAUGGGAUGCAAGAAAACCUCCAACUAUCCAGCUGCAAAUGCCUACAAGAUCAUUUUUCAGUCCAAGCAAGACUUUAGCGAGGGAACUAGCAUGUUUCAACAACCCAUUGCUAGGAAGAUUGAGGAAAUCCCCACUCCAGCACCUAGUCAGUACUAUAAAUUCAAUGUUUCUGGCCAGACGGUGUUUGUGUCCAAAACCACAAGAGGAUUAAAUUUGGAAAAAUUUGGAAAAUGGCCUUCCCCGUACCUCAACGAUUCCCUCAUCAAGGUGUCUCCCAAGGGUAUAACAUCUUGCUUCAAGUCAAAGACCUCCCGCCUAACAAGGAUGGACAGAUUUACUCCAGAGCCUGCAACCUACCAGCCACAUAAAGCUACCAAGGAAGCAAAGAAAACUCCUUUCAGAGCACUCGGGAAGUAUUUCUUCGUCUACGGCUACGGUAGGAAGCGGCUCCUAGCGCUGUGA